AGAGACAAAAUAUCAAUUUCACUUUGAGUAAAAUCAGUGUCACUAUUCAUUUUUCUCCAGGUAAUCUUUUUCUUUCGGUUUUAAACAUAUUACUAAGAUCCCAUUUAUUUGGUGGUCUAUAUGUUGGUAUAGACUUCUUUUCUUUAAUAUUUCUUAAAACUCUUUCUAUUUCUAAUAAUUUAGUGUCUUG
This is a messenger RNA of Striga hermonthica, 190 nucleotides long. The record is from the annotation of a GenBank genome assembly. Lineage: Eukaryota; Viridiplantae; Streptophyta; Magnoliopsida; Lamiales; Orobanchaceae.